UGUUUACGUCGUUUUAUUCUGCACAAUAUGGCGGGAGUCAAUAACAUAGCAGAAAUAGUUCGGAGAGUUGUGACCUCAAUAAAUAAUUUAGACCCGAAUACACAAGCAUGUCAAAAUGCAGCGAAUACCAUCGGUAAUCAAAGCUCCACAAGAACGCCUGAACAAGAAGUCAACGACGCUUUUCGUCUUCCGAGAACAACAAGCGGUCAGGAACCAAUUGUUCCGAGAUCAAGAAAUGGGCGAUUUACACCUUACAGCGGUAGAAAAGCGAAGAAAGGAAAAGAAAAAAAGACUUCAAACUCGCAACUUGAUUUUAUAUUGAAAGACGUGUGCCUUUUACCGAGUCCCUCGUGGGCUGAUGUUCCAAGAAGGGACAAAAAACAAAAUUUAGUUCGUAACAACAUGUUCAUUGAUGCAUGGACUCUUAAUAAGACUUGGUCAGAGGAAAAGUUGAAAAAUGAAAUAUUGAUCUUAUUUAAAGAACAUUUGAAGACAGUCAACGAUUUUGAAUUUGUUAAGGCAGUGGGAAACACUAUCACAAAAGUCAAACUGCCUGAAGGGAACGAGGUUAAUGGCAAAACUAUAAAACAUAUUGCUGGCAAUGGCCCAAUAUAUAUCAGAGCAUGCGCAAAUAUUGACGACUUUAAUCAAAAUGAAAUUGAAGAUGAUCUAUCUGAAGGUGAAGAUUUUGCUGUUGGAGAAACAAAAACUGGUGAAGAUAUUCGACAAUAUGCUUUUAUUUCUGACCAGCCGUCGACAAGUUCAAUCGUUUCAAUGACAAUUGAUGAUGAAGACAAAGGAUGCUCUUCCAGUACGUGCCAACUAUUUGAUUUCGAGAUAGAAAGGUUGAAAGAAAUGUUCCCAAUGUCUUCUGAUGAAGUACUGAACGCAGCGAUUGAAAAAAGUGCAAAUUUAGGAGAGGCAGUAGAUUAUGUCGUCCAACAGACCGGGGUUUCUGAGAUUGCAGGGGAUGAUAACAAAGAGAGCGAAUUAUCCCCUGAAAGUUCACUGAAUGAAUUGAUAAGAGGUGUCAUUCCGAAGUCUACAGGUCCGCCAAGGCGUUUUGUCGUCAACAGGAAUACAAUAUUACCAGACAGCAUCGCUGUUCUUAAGCAGAGAAAUUUUGAUAUCAGUGUCCCUGUUAUGGUAACGUUCGAAGGGGAACCAGCAAUCGACGGGGGCGGUCCAAAGCGGGAAUUUUUCACCCUUCUCUUGAGAGAGCUUCUUUCUCCAGAUUCGGUUGUACGUUUAUUUGAAGGAAAUGGUGGAAACUAUCUUCCUUUGCAUAAUACAGACGCGUUGCGAUCAAAAUUAUUUGAAGUUGUUGGCCGAAUGGUAGCUGCAUCAAUCAUGAAUGGGGGCCCAGGUUUUCCUCAUUUCUCUACAGCUGUUUGGAAGUAUAUUCAAUGUCAAGAUACUAAUCUUGUCACAGAAUACAUCUCCAAAGAUGAUGUGGUUGAUUUUGAAGUCAUUGAAGCAAUAAAUAAGCUCGAUGCAAUCACUCCUGACACAUUCACAAAAAUAGCUCGCGAGGUUGAGCCACUGAUAAUCGAUUCCGGAUUUCCGCACAAGUUAUCCACAGAAAACGUUUACCAUGCAAUAACGUCCUUGUGUCUGCAUAAUGUUUUGCUCUCAAGGAAAGCAGAGCUUGAUCAGUUUAUAAGGGGACUUGGGCCGCUGCAUACGGUCAUCAAGAAAUAUCCGGUCAAAACUGAAUGUUUUCUCUUGAGGGGAGAAGCAAAACUGCCCACAUCAGAGGAAUUGCUUUCAAUUAUGGAAUUUGUUGAUGUGGAAUCGAGCAUUGUAGAAUAUUUUAAAGAGUAUUUGACUACGUCGGAUAACGAGACUCUUAGCGAUUUAUUGAUGUUUUCGACUGGAUGUGCCACAAUUCCUCCCAUGGGGUUCCAUAACCCUUCAGUCAUUACCAUAUUACAGAAUGAAUCAACUUAUCCAAAUGCAAAUACAUGUCCUCAAGAACUUGAAUUACCAGGACUCGUAUGUUCUUUCGCCGAACUGAAGAGAAGUCUUGAUUCAGCUCUUGCAAUACAGAAAAUGGGAUUUGGAAUUGUGUGAUUUCCUGCUAUGAUGCUGAAACACUUUGUAACAUCCAGUUUGUACACUCACACGUGAACAUUUUUUUUCCUGUUUUGUUAAUUAAUAUAACGCCUGCAUUGCGUAUAUACACGCAUGGGAGAGACCCGCGGCGCGUAUUUGAAACGAGUUGUUUUCUUUUCGUUAGCAUAAAACCAUUCAUGCAUAGAGAUGAUAGGCUGCAAGAAAUGAAGGUUUGAAUGCGUAGAAUUCAUGGGUUUUUUUCAAAACAACAUAAAUUGCAAAAAACAUUAUGCAUAUUUUUUUAC
This is a messenger RNA of Dendronephthya gigantea, 2360 nucleotides long. RefSeq names its product E3 ubiquitin-protein ligase UPL2-like. Bases 28 to 2073 code for a protein of 681 amino acids. The record is from RefSeq and is a predicted model, not a curated record. The transcript has 6 exons. Gene Ontology annotation, molecular function: ubiquitin-protein transferase activity. Gene Ontology annotation, biological process: positive regulation of protein catabolic process; protein polyubiquitination; proteasome-mediated ubiquitin-dependent protein catabolic process. Lineage: Eukaryota; Metazoa; Cnidaria; Anthozoa; Malacalcyonacea; Nephtheidae.